This is a messenger RNA of Danio aesculapii, 3930 nucleotides long. It is a transcript of the gene stard13a, whose product is annotated as StAR-related lipid transfer (START) domain containing 13a. Gene Ontology annotation, molecular function: protein binding; GTPase activator activity; lipid binding. The record is from RefSeq and is a predicted model, not a curated record. NCBI's taxonomy places the organism in Eukaryota, Metazoa, Chordata, Actinopteri, Cypriniformes, Danionidae. Gene Ontology annotation, biological process: actin cytoskeleton organization; regulation of Rho protein signal transduction; signal transduction.
UUCAUGCCUAGGUGUGUUUGGCUUUUUAUGUUUGUCAGUGUUUAGUAGGUAUAUGAUAAAAUAGGUACGCUUUUUAGUGUAUUUCAGUGUGAAAGUGUGACCAAAUGAUGCGUUUGAGGAAAGCGGUUUUGAGCGGCUCUGUACCUGCGGACAUUGGCGAGAUGGACGAAGUGUUGACUGACCUCUCGGAUGAGUCUGUUGACAGCAAGUGCUUGGGAAGCAUGACUCCAGAGACUCAAGAUAUAUACCUUAGGCUGGACAGCCACCACAGGCGGUCAGGGCUACGCCUGGCCCGAAUUAUUGCAAGACAGCAGCUGCUGAAGAAGAUAUCCCAAGAAAUCGAGGCAAAGGAGGCAUGUGACUGGCUGCGGGCGGCGGGAUUCCCACAGUAUGCCCAACUUUAUGAGGAUUCCCAGUUUCCCAUUGAAAUAUCCGCCGUCAAGAGGGACCAUGACUUUCUGGAUAAAGACCUUGUGGAGCCUCUUUGCCGUCGACUCAACACUCUGAACAAGUGUGCCUCCAUGAAACUGGACGUGAGCCUCCCUAAGAAGAAAAGUGAGGACUCUGAUGAGGAGGACUUGUUGGCCAUCAGCAAUAGAUGGACAUUUGAGUGGAACAGCCGGCGCUGGUCCCGUCUGCAAGACAUCGAUUACCUCCUGGGUCGAGCAGAGGAGCGGAGCCCCUCGGAGGUGGGUGAGGGCCUGCGGACCACCGUAAGCAGUGAGAGCAUUCUGACAGACCUCAGUGAGCCGGAGAUCUGCUCCCUGCACAGCGAAGACUCUUUGGCUGCCAUGCCAGACUCUGCCUCUCUCACCCCGUUGCACUUGCCUAGAGAGCUGCCUCAUUACGGCUCACUCCCUGCCAAAAGCAGGCGACGGGGACAUACACGCGCCAAAGACUUCCUUAGGAGGAUGGAGACGCUGGGUCGGACAUGGGGGCCAUCGAUGGGGCGUUCAGAACGACGCUCUUUAGUUAUUAGCAGCCCAGUUUUGCAAAGCGAGCCCGAAGCUCUAAAGACUCUACGAUGUGUUCAGAUUUUCAACGGUGCACCUAUUAAUGCCGAAAACACACCACCUUCUAAUAACCUGCCAAAUUCGCUGGCCAGCAGUGAGGCCAGCAGCCAAUCGGAGACCAGCGGCAGUGCCGGAAGCACACCGAACAACGUGGGACGUCUCUCAAAGUUGUAUCCUCCUGGAAAACGUGCGGGUGUUUACCUGGAGGACAUUGAUGUUCUCGCUGGCGCCCCCCAGAGGAGAAGGCCUGUUGAACAGAGCCGCAAAAAUGAGUUUCGCUCUUAUGACGAGCUAUUAGUGCACAUCCCAAAAGAUCACAAACCUGGUACUUUUCCCAAAGCGCUGUCGAUUGAGAGUCUGACGCUGGCCAAUAAGGAACACGGAAACUGGAAGGUUCUGGAUUCGGAGCCACAGCCGUUUAAAUGCAGGAAAGUUGGCGGAAGGGAAAUUCGUCCCGUGACACGCUGCUGUCCUCGGGGAAGUAGGAUCAGCGUGUAUGAUAACGUGCCCGGCUCGCAUCUGUAUGCAAGCACAGGGGACUUGUUGGACCUCGAGAAGGAGGAUAUAUUCCCACAUUUGGAUGAUAUACUGCAGCAUGUAAAUGGCCUGCAGCAGAUCGUGGACCACUGGUCUAAAAAUGUGCUGCCGGAGAGCGAAGGGGAGGGGGAUGGUGGCAGAGGGCGGGGCCAGACGAUGAUUGACGGCCAGUCCUCCAGUCAGAUCACACUGGACUUUGAGGGCACCUCUGUUAUUGGCCUGACCACACCGAGUGACGGCAACAGGGACGGGGUUUCGUUAAAUGACACGGACACCUCCAGCACCAGAGAGAGGAGGGACUCAGGGGUCGGAGCUUCUCUUACACGACCGCGCCUUAGAUGGCCGAGCUUCAGGAUCAACCUGCUCAGCCAAUCAGGAAUCUCGCUGCAGAUAUCCAGCCAAUCGGUGGGCCAGCUUAGCUUGCUGCAGAAGUUCUCUUUAUUGCGCCUCACUGCAAUCAUGGAGAAAUACUCCAUGUCUAACAAGCAUGGAUGGACUUGGUCAGUGCCAAAAUUCAUGAAGAGAAUGAAGGGACCAGACUACAAGGACAAGACGGUUUUUGGCGUUCCUCUGAUUGUUCAUGUCCAGCGGUAUGGACAUCCUCUGCCCAUGUGCUUACAGCUCGCCCUGCGCUUUUUAAGAAGCCAGUGUUUGGACCAGGUGGGACUUUUCCGAAAAUCGGGGGUAAAGUCUCGUAUCCAGGCUCUCAGGCAAAUGUGUGAAACCUCCCGAAAUGUGAACUAUGAGGAUCAGUCUGCAUACGAUGUGGCGGACAUGGUCAAACAGUUCUUCAGAGACUUACCUGAGCCACUUCUCACAAGCAAAAUGGGCGAAACCUUCCUUCAUAUAUACCAGUAUGUCCCUAAAGAGCAACGCUUACAAGCUGUGCAGGCAGCAAUCAUGCUGAUGCCGGAUGAAAACCGCGAGGUCUUGCAGACUCUGCUGUGCUUCCUAAAUGAUGUCACUUCCUCGGUUGAGGAGAACCAGAUGACCCCGAUGAACUUGGCUGUGUGCCUCGCUCCAUCACUUUUCCACCUCAACAUCAUGAAGAAUGAUAACCUGUCGCCCAGGUCUAUUCAAAGGAAAUAUGCCACUGGGCCAGACCAAAAGGACCUGAAUGAGAACCUUGCAGCCACUCAAGGGCUAGCGCACAUGAUUGCUGAGUGCAAUCACCUAUUUGAGAUUCCUCAGGAGAUGGUGUCUCAGUCCAGGAACUCGUACAUGGAGGCUGAGCUGCUGGCUCCCUCUAUGGAUGAGCUGUGUAAAAAACAGCCUCAGCAGGAUGAGGAGGAGGAGGAAGAAGAGGAAGGCACAUGUCGAUCUUUUCUGGACAGCCUGAUUCAGAAUCUGAUGAAGGAGCAAGACAAGACCAAAGGCUGGGUGACUCGACCAAACAUUGACAACACUGAGCUAUCCUUCAAAAAGGUUGGAGACGGGACACCGCUGAGGCGCUGGAGAGUGUCUGCCGAGGUGGAGGCUCCUCCGUCAGUGGUGCUGAACCGAAUUCUGAGAGAGCGCCACCUGUGGGACACUGACCUGCUACAGUGGAAGCUUCUGGAGACUCUGGACAAGCAGACUGAGGUUUAUCAGUAUGAGCUGAAGAGCAUGGCUCCGCAUCCCAGCAGAGACUUUGUAGUGCUCAGGACGUGGAGGACAGAUCUAGCGAAAGGUGUGUGUGCGCUGGUGUCGGUGUCCAUCGAGCAUGAGGAAAGCCCACAUCUGGCCGGAGUGAGAGCAGUUCUGCUGGAGUCUCAGUAUUUGCUGGAGCCCUGCGGAUCUGGAAAAUCCAGACUCACGCACAUCUGCAGAGCUGACCUCAAAGGAAAGUCUCCAGAGUGGUACAACAAAGCGUUCGGCAACGUCUGUGCGAGCGAAGCCAUCCGCAUCCGUAACUCUUUCCAGACUCUGGAUCCUGAGGGCCCCGAGACCAAAAUCUGAGCAGCGGGAACCGGGAUUUAGUUCAUCAUCAGGGCAGGUGGUCACCAAAAAAUGAACUUUGGAGUAAAAAAAAAAGAGAUAAAAUGAACGUUUUUAGCCCCUAGAGAACAACAAACUGCCAUGUCAUAUUAGUUUCAUGAACUGUGGAUCAUUUUAGUGUUUUACCCCUUAAAGGGCAUUUGAUUGAGCCGGUUUAUUUCCUAUAAAUGUAUGCAGCUGUUCAAAACUGCCACUUUUGAGAUGGCAUUUGUUGUUUUUGGGGCAUGUGAUGAGGUAUACAGCAGGGAAAAUAAGUAUUGAACACGUCAUGUUUUUUUUUUGGGAAUAAUAUUUCUAAAGGAGCUGUUGACAUGGAAUUGAAUCAGAUUUUGGUAAAAACCCAAACGAUACAAACAUAAAAAUAACACAAAACAAAAAAACCUGAAAAAUGAGUUGUGUAAUA